GGCGCAGCUACCGUAGUACCUGGACCCAAAGAAGGCGGCAGCUCUGCCAUCUCAGGACUCUGCCCUUCCCCAAGAGAGGAACCAGGAGGAGGACCCAUCAGCCCUUGAAAUUCUAAAAGUCAUGUCCCUUGGGCCAGAAUUGUUCAGGGAUGUGGCCAUAGUUUUCUCCCAAGAAGAAUGGCAAUGUCUGAAGCCUGCUCAGAAGGAUUUGUACAGAGAUGUGAUGUUGGAGACCUACAGCAACCUGGUCUCACUGGGUCUUGCCGUUUCACAACGUGAUGUGAUCUCAUUCCUGGAGCAAGGCAGAGAGCCCUGGAUGGUGGAGAGGGCAGCAGCAGGAAACCUGUGCCCAGUAUUGGAGUCUGGACAUGAUACCAAGGUAUUAUUUCCAAAGCAGCCUGUAUAUGAAGUUGACUCAUCCCAGUGGAAGAUAAUGGAAAGCCUUACAAGUUAUAGUCUUGAGUGCUCAAGUUUCCAAGAUGAUUGGGAUUGCAGAAGCCAGUAUGACAGACAACCAGGAAAUUCAGACAGACAUUUCAGUCAAAUGAUAACCAGUCAUGAAGAAAUUCCCACUUUUGACCAGCAAGCAUCCUGUACUUUUUAUCAGAAAAUACAUCCUGGAGAAAAACCCUAUGGAUAUAAUAAAUGUAGAAAAGACUUCUGGCAAGAAGAAUUCCUUAUUAAUCAUCAAGGAAUUCACACUAAUGAGAAACCAUAUAAGUGUAAGGAAUGUGGGAAGGCCUUUAAAUAUGGCUCACGACUAAUUCAACAUGAGAAUAUUCAUUCUGGCAAGAAACCCUAUGAAUGUAAGGAAUGUGGAAAGGCCUUCAAUUCUGGUUCAAAUUUCAUACAACACCAGAGAGUUCAUACUGGUGAGAAGCCUUAUGAAUGCAAGGACUGUGCGAAGGCCUUUAGUCGAAGCUCACAAUUGAUUGAACAUCAGCGAAUUCAUACUGGAGAAAAACCCUAUCAGUGUAAGGAAUGUGGCAAGUCCUUCAAUCGCAUCUCACAUCUUAAAGUUCAUUAUAGAAUUCAUACUGGUGAAAAACCCUAUGCAUGCAAGGAAUGUGGGAAGACCUUUAGUCAUCGGUCUCAGUUGAUUCAACAUCAGACUAUUCAUACUGGCAAGAAACUCUAUGAAUGUAAGGAAUGCGGGAAGGCCUUUAAUCAAGGUUCAACUCUUAUUCGACAUCAGAGAAUUCAUACUGGUGAGAAACCCUAUGAAUGUAAAGUAUGUGGAAAGGCCUUUAGAGUGAGCUCACAACUUAAGCAACAUCAGAGAAUUCACACUGGAGAGAAACCCUAUCAAUGCAAGGUAUGCAGUAGGGCCUUUAAGCGUGUCUCACAUCUUACUGUACAUUAUAGAAUUCAUACUGGUGAGAAACCAUAUGAAUGUAAGGAAUGUGGGAAGGCUUUUAGUCAUUGCUCACAACUGAUUCAACAUCAGGUAAUUCAUACUGAGGAAAAGCCCUAUGAAUAUAAGGAAUGUGGAAGGAAUGUAAGUCAUGAUUCAACUACUGUUCAGCAUCAGAGGAUGCAUAAUAGAGGAACACAUGUGAAUAUAAUAAAUGUAGAAAAGCCUUCCAUCAGCACUUAUCCAUUAUUAAUCAUCAGAGAAUUUAUGUUGGCAAGCAACCAUAUGAAUGGAAGUAAUGGGGAAAGUCCAUUAGCUUAAGCUAAUCACAGCUUACUCCUGCAUCUUGAAGAAAGACUUAAGGAAUGUAAUUCAAGUGAGAAUGCCUUCAUUCAGAACUUAUCUUUUAUCCAAUGUCAGAAAAUUUAUAUCAAAGAAAAAUUUUAUCGAUGUGAAUUGUUUAGGCCAUGCUUGUCAAAGAAGCAGGGAAAGGUUGAAAAAAUUUUUAUCAUAACACAUUCCAGAAUCACAUUUUCUAACCACAGCGUGGUAAAUUUAACAAGAAUCAAAAGUUUUAGUUUUCUUGGAAAUAACAAAAACACAGCCAAAUUACUCUUGGGUUAACAAGGAAAUAAAUCUUGCAGUUCUAUGAAUUGUAAUGAAAAGAAUAAAUUGAGAGUUUUACGUGCCAAGAGGUGAGAUGUAGCCAAAACUGGAGGAAUUUUUACAGUCUUUAAAUGCAUGCACAUACAUGGAAACCUGAAAGAUUAUAUUCACAUGCAUUGAAUAAGCUACUCAAGACUAGCAAACACCCAAGCAAUGAAAGCACAAAUUAAAAUAAAAACAGCAAAUGAUGAAAUAGAAAAUGAUCAUUUUAUAAUAAUCUCAGUUUUUAUUUCUUCCUGAUUCAAGAGUAAUCUAAAUUUAGGAGAAUGCUUCCAAAUUUCCACAUUGUUAAAUUGUUUUAUCUUGCAUGACCUCUGUCACAAACAUUGGUUGCCUAUCCAGCAGCCAUACCCAGGUCCCCUUAUUGGCAGCCUCUGUGUCUUGCCUUAGAAUCUGAAGAUAUCGGAUGCUAACUUUCCAGCCUCCCUGUGCAGCUCAAGGUAGCCGAUUUGUCCCAGUGUUGGCUAGUGGGAUCUGCUGGGGCUUCUGGGAAAGGUUUUCCUCAUUUAGAGGAGAUAGACAGGUUCUGCAGACUCCCUCCCUUCUCACUUCCUGCUUUUAAACAUUUUCCUAUGAGAACAUGGUGCCUGGAGCUGGAACAAAGAGGAAAAAACAAGACCUUAGAGCACACAGUUAUUUUGGAACAAAAAAGAAAAAACGACCUUAGCGAAGCUAACCCAAACCCCUGACAACACUCAGCUACUAAGGCCAAUACUGGAACUGCCUCUUUGAUGCCUUGUCAGCACCACGCUCACCCAAUGAGCUAACCGGCCAUCCCUAUAUGGGAUCCGAACCCGGGGCCUGUGGUGUUAUCAGCACCACACUCUGCUGAGUGAGCCACGGGCCAGCCCUUGAUGCCUUGUUAUGGAAUAAAAAUAAACCUUUAUUGCUGAACUUAUUUUUAGCUGGAUAUUUUCUAAGUUUUCAGCCACAAGCAUUC
This is a messenger RNA of Cynocephalus volans (Philippine flying lemur), 2960 nucleotides long. It is a transcript of the gene ZNF582, whose product is annotated as zinc finger protein 582. The transcript is spliced from 5 exons. NCBI's taxonomy places the organism in Eukaryota, Metazoa, Chordata, Mammalia, Dermoptera, Cynocephalidae. Bases 122 to 1675 code for a protein of 517 amino acids. Gene Ontology annotation, biological process: regulation of DNA-templated transcription. The record is from RefSeq and is a predicted model, not a curated record.